Messenger RNA from Anopheles coluzzii, 3019 nucleotides. Its product is annotated as angiopoietin-2-like. The coding region runs from base 918 to 2840 and encodes 640 amino acids. The transcript is spliced from 4 exons. The record is from RefSeq and is a predicted model, not a curated record. NCBI's taxonomy places the organism in Eukaryota, Metazoa, Arthropoda, Insecta, Diptera, Culicidae.
AGCAUAUGUUGUGUUGGUGGAGACGCGGAUGGAGUUCGGCACACAGCGCAUCCGAAUUCCAACAUCUGCUCCACCAGGGACAAAGCAUAGCACGGCUCGGUUAGUGUUAUUUCGGCAGCAGAACAAGCCGGUUCAGUUGUUGGAGAAGACGAGUCGUUGACUGGUACGGUUUAGAAGCAUAAAACCGACGUAAUAAAACCCCCACAUCCCGUAAAGCAGUGUUGCAUUGAUAGAGCAUUCUUCUCCUAUUUCGCCACAUACCGAUAAGAAGUGUGCCACUAAAAAGUGUGCCAAAUUUAGCCGGAGCACAGCGUGGACACGCGGCGCUCGGUAGUUUCGGUGCUCGGAAGUGUUUGAAGAUUUGAAAUUUGUAAGCGAAUAAAAAGCGAUCAAAGUGAAGUUCUGUGUCCGCGAUCGGGCGCGAUCGUAAAUCAACGUAAUUACCGAUCGAUGGCGCUAUUUUUAAACCCAUUAUAAUCGUUACGCGGCUCUUUGCGGAUUAGCGCCGUGGACAUCUUUUUGGAGAGUCGUGUACAUGUGUGUCUGUGUGUGUGUGUUUCCACGCGUGUAUCUUUCCUAUGUUUAUGCUAGCCAACUUCCCUUCCCCGUCGGAUGAGUACGAUGUUGCGCGCACAAGAGCACCCGUCGAGUGGGUGGGCCGGCAGCUUGUAAACAAAGCGAUCGUUCUAACGCGCAAACCACGUGCCGUGCGUGUGCCUGCCAACCCGCAAAGGGAAGGCGGAAAGAUGGUUUUCAAAUCUCCCACGAGUGCGACGAAUGAUGAAUUGACUCGACGAUUACAGGGACCUAUUAUCGUAUUUUAACGCCACUGGAAGCGCCACCGACACCCCGAUCUUUCUUUCUUCCGUCGAUGUAAUCCGAUCUUCCCUUCCUUCUCCCGCUCCUCCUUCUGCUAGAUGAUCGUGAUGCGGAAGACACCACUUCUGUUGAUGGUGAUGUUAAUGGCCACGGGGCCGAUCAAAGCAGAUCCCGUGCAGUCUGGUGAAGUCGCAACGAUCGGGCAGGACAUGCGUACGCUGCUGGACGACGUGAAGUCUCAUCUGAACCGUUUCAAUUCCCACUACCUGAUCAAUCUGGAGCAGCGGAUCGUGUCGCUGCUGACCACGAUGACGAGCCUGGAUGCGAACGUAAAGACGCUGCAGGAAAAGUCUCAAGUUUGGGACGUCUUCCAGCACCACAUAGGGGCGUGGAGCGAGCACAUCAAGUCCGUGGACAACAAGCUCGAAAUAUUGAGGAAGACGCACGAAACACCUUCCCCGACGCUCGAGACGCGUCUCUCCAGUCUGGACUUUAAGAUCCAGCACAUCUUCGAGAAGGUCGACGUGAUCAACGAAAAGCUGCACGAUAUCACCAAAACCGUCUACGCGCUGUCGAGCAGCAGCGCAAACAAUCGAGGACGGCGCAACGACCGGUUGGAGUCUGCUGCUGCCGCCGAGCAGGCCGCAAUCGUUACCAAAAUCGGCCACCUUCAAAAGCAAAUCAAUCGCAUCGAGAGCAACGGGAAUGGUUGCCAGAGCAAAGCGAACGGACAGCAGCAGCAGCAGCAGCAGCAGGGAAACGGUCGCACAGGCGCGACGGCCAAGUUUCGAAAGGACAACUCCGACUCGGACGAAGAGAUGGAUGACUUUCUCGACAAGCUGACGACGAAAAAGUUGCGCGAAAUGGUGUCCAACCGCAAGCAGUGCCGUUCGUUGGACGUGCUCACGAGUUUGGUGCGAUCGGUCGAGGAUCGCACGGUACGCAUCUACGACCUGGAGGCGAACCAGUUCGAGCAGAUACUGUCCUGCUGCCAGCGGACGAACAACGAGGUAACGACCUUCACCAACAGUGCGGACAUUCUGCUGAAGCGCAUCGAGCACCUGGUGCUGGACGUUGACCGGAAGGUGGAGAAGCGAAACAAUCUGUACUGUGACAGGCAGGCGCAUGUGGAGGAAGGGAAGCCUCCCGAACAGCCUGCCAGUAAAGUGAAUGCAACACGGAAGGAGAGUGUCGACGACAGCUUGCCCGAUGUCGAUAUUGGAAGUGGUAGCGAAGAAUCGAUGGCCGAUGCCACCGUCAUAAGCUCGGGCGCGAUCGAUCAGCACGAGGAGAUCAGCUUCCACCAUCCGGACAAGGAUGGAUGUCAUCAGCUGCUGAAGCGUUUCAGCGGUGUGUACACCUUCGCGGAGGUUGAGCUGAACGAGGCGCGGCGAGAUUUCAACCGCCGGUACUGUGAGUUUGCAACGGGCGGGCCCGCGUGGACAGUGGUGCAGCGGCGCAAUUGGUACGACUUGCAGGAGAACUUCAACCGCUCCUGGAACGAGUACAAGUACGGGUUUGGUGAUCUUGGGUACGAGUUUUGGUUGGGAAAUGAUUUCAUCCACAGAUUGAGCUACGACGACAAUGUGGAGCUGCGGAUCGAGUUGGAAGACUUUGAAGGACAGCGAGCGUAUGCCGGCUACGGCACGUUCCGCAUGGAGUCGGAAAAGUUUAACUACAAUCUGAUGGUGGCGGACUACCACGGCAAUGCGUCGGACGCGUUAGCCUACCAUAACGAUCACGAUUUUAGCACGUACGAUCGUGCGAACGAUAAAUCGAAUGGCGGUUUCCCGUGUGCUCUUACGUUUGGCAGUGGCUGGUGGUUUAACAGCUGUGCAGAGUCCAACCUGAAUGGGAAGUACUAUCUGGAGCAUCCACGCAGCCACAAGUCCACCGGCAUUCUGUGGGAAUCAUGGUUGGGAGAUUAUUCGCUCAAGGCGGCAAAGAUGAUGAUACGCCCGAAGGACACGUGGACUAGGGAUGAGGACCAAUCGGAGAACGACACUCCCGUGGAUCCGUAAAAUGAGUGCAACCACUAGCAACUGCUGCCGGGAGUAGCAUAGGUUGCACAUAAAAUAUACUAUUAAAAUGUUUAUAUUAUUUUUUUACCAAAAUUAAGCGAAUAAUCAAGAUAUAACAAAUAUAAUCUCUAUCCCAAAAGGCUUCAUUGUCCUAACGUAAUAAGGAAACAUGGGUGAGA